Messenger RNA from Gasterosteus aculeatus aculeatus (three-spined stickleback), 2072 nucleotides. It is a transcript of the gene fbxo3, whose product is annotated as F-box protein 3. Gene Ontology annotation, molecular function: protein binding. Gene Ontology annotation, cellular component: cytoplasm. The record is from RefSeq and is a predicted model, not a curated record. NCBI's taxonomy places the organism in Eukaryota, Metazoa, Chordata, Actinopteri, Perciformes, Gasterosteidae.
CGGAGCCGAUAAAAGAACAAAAGAAGAAGAAAACGGUGUUGCUAACAAUGUCAGCUAGCGCGGAGCUUCGGAUGGACCAGCUAGCUUCGGACCCGCUGCUGCACAUCCUGUCUUUCCUGGGCUUCAGAGACCUGAUCCAUUGUAGUUUCGUCAGCAGGCGGCUCUACGACCUGUCCAAACACAACCCCCUGUGGAGGUCUCUCUGCUGCAAACACUGGCUCCUGACCGAGGCCGACCGGUUGCAGAGCGGGGCGUCCUGGCACUGCCUGUUUCGGCGGUACUACGUUGACCUGGGCCGCUACUUGCAGUACUACCCGGUGCUGAAGAGGGCCUGGGAGCAGCUGAAGGUCUUCCUGCAGCAGAGAUGUCCUCGUAUGAUUGCCUCCCUCAAAGAGGGCGCCACAGAGGUGGAGCUUAACGACAUUGAGGUUCAGAUCGGCUGCAGGCUUCCGGAUGACUACCGCUGCUCCUACCGGAUCCACAACGGGCAGAAGUUGGUGAUCCCAGGGCUCAUGGGCAGCAUGUCCCUGUCCAACCACUACCGGUCGGAGGUCCUGCUGGACGUGGAGACGGCGGCCGGAGGCUUCCAGCAGAGGAAGGGGAUGCGCCGCUGCCUCCCGCUCACCUUCUGCUUCCACACGGGCCUCAGUCAGUACAUGGCGCUGGAGCCCGCUGAGGGGCGCAGAGUGUAUGAGAGCUUCUACCCCUGCCCCGACCAGACGGCUCAGGACCCUUCAGCCAUCGACAUGUUCAUCACAGGCUCCUCGUUCCUCCAGUGGUUCACCGCUUACGUCCACAACGUCGUCACUGGAGAGUACCCCAUCAUCAGAGACCAGAUCUUCAGGUAUGUGCAUGAAGACGGCUGUGUGGAGACAACAGGAGACAUCACAGUCUCUGUGUCCACCUCCUUCCUCCCGGAGCUGUCCUCAGUGCACCCCCCACACUUCUUCUUCACCUACCGCAUCAGGUGCGUCUGUCUGUCUCUCUAUCAACCCGUCUGUCUCUAUCACCUUCUACCUGUCUGUGUCUCUCCGUGUCCUUUCAGAAUAGAGAUGUCCGGUGCUGCGUCUCCUGAAGCUUCCUGUCAGCUGGACAGCCGCUACUGGAAGAUUACAACCUCCGACGGCAACGUGGAGGAGGUGCAGGGUCCCGGCGUGGUCGGAGAGUUUCCAGUCAUGACACCAGGGAAGGUCCACGAGUACGCCAGCUGCACCACCUUCUCCACCCCGACGGAGUACAUGGAGGGUCACUACACCUUCCACAGGCUCGCCAAUAAGGAGGAAGUGUUCCACGUGGCGAUCCCUCGCUUCCACAUGAUCUGCCCCCCCUUCAGAGAGCCGCCGGUCCGAACGCAGAAUGUGGCGGCAAGCUACGCGUCUCGCUUUGACCGCGACGAGUUCUGCGAUGGAGACGGAGAUGACUUCGGCGAGCAGAGAGGAAUUAACAUGGCCGGCCGCGGUUCAUCUGACCUCAGGGAAACCUCGUCGUCAUGGAAACAUGACUGGCAAUAUGCAAAGAGACAGAAUGAUUGACAGACAGCAGCAGAGGAUUCUGGGACGGUAACCAGAUGCGUUCGUGGGACGGCUGCUUCCAGUGGUUUUCUAGGAACAUUUUCUCACGACUACACCAACUGACGGUUCGAUGAAGUCAUUGUGUGACAACUUCCUGUUUCGGUGGCGAGGACGUCUGUUAUGUGGCGAUUGUUUGUGUGUGAAAUGAAAAUCUUUUAUUUCAUAGUUAAAGAUUCUCUUAAAGCUUUUUUCCACUGCAGGAAACAAACUGUUUAACCAUUUAUAAAUCUUUUUUUUUAAGUUAAAUUUUUUUUUAACUUUAAUGAUGUUAUUGUAGACUUUCUGCAGUGGAAACCAGUGUGAUGGUAGGUUUUUUUCAUCUGUUCCAAACUGUCUCCCGUUUACUCCCGCAGAGUGAUGAUCUAGUAGAAGCUGGGCUUUUAUUUUGAAAAGUGUUUCCUCCUGUGCUUAACAGUUUGUUUUUCUCGAUCAUCACAAUCUCAUGUGAUUGGUGGUUUCUUUUGGUAUGUCUUGGGUUAAAUAAAUAACAAAUAUUCAUCA